This is a messenger RNA of Austrofundulus limnaeus, 843 nucleotides long. It is a transcript of the gene mrpl18, whose product is annotated as mitochondrial ribosomal protein L18. Gene Ontology annotation, molecular function: 5S rRNA binding; structural constituent of ribosome. Gene Ontology annotation, cellular component: mitochondrion; ribosome. The transcript is spliced from 4 exons. The record is from RefSeq and is a predicted model, not a curated record. Bases 133 to 714 code for a protein of 193 amino acids. Gene Ontology annotation, biological process: translation. NCBI's taxonomy places the organism in Eukaryota, Metazoa, Chordata, Actinopteri, Cyprinodontiformes, Rivulidae.
AAAGAUGGAGGACGUCGUGCGGGUUUAACCUGCUGCAGCUAGACCCUCCUCGAUUGAACGGAUAAUUUGAGGGCUCAAAUCACUGUCAUAUUGUGACGUACAGACUGGACUUUAUUAAUUUAGGACGUGAACAUGGCUUUAAAUGAAAUAAGCCGCAGUGUUCGGCUGUUGUUCGGUCCAUUUCAACGAUGCCGUCCUGUUGUGGCACCAAGAAGACCGACAGCAGUUCCAGCUCGGUGUACGAGUCAGACAGCGACUCAGCCGGAACCCACCGUGGAGGAAAACGAAGCCGUCAGUCCGACCUUUGUGAACAGAAACCCACGGAACCUGGAGCAGUUGGCUCUGGCUGUGAAGGACCGGGGCUGGAAGACUUCAUGGCCUCACCGGGAGUUCUACCACAGGUUGAUGUUCUCCCGCAGCCAAAGCCACGUCACGGCUGAGGUGUUCUCCUGCACCUCUCCUGUUCCCGUAAUCUCGUGUUCAACCAAAGAGUGGGCGGUGAAAAGGGAACUGUCUUCCACAAAGUCUGUGGCGGCGUGUCAGGCUGUGGGGGAGGUGCUGGCGCUUCGAUGCCAGCAGGCGGGCAUCACCAGGAUGGUGUACCACGAGAUACCCUGGACAUACCGCUCUGAUGCUGUUCAGGCUUUCAGAAAGGCUGUAAAAGAUGGAGGAAUCCUUCUCAGUGAACCCAGGAGGAAAUAUUUGGAGUCUUGAACCUGUGCUCCAUGUCCUCUCCCAUGUUUAUCCUUUAAUUCUCGACAGAUAUUUUACAUUACAAAGACUUCAGUAAGUGGUGAUGUCAUGCAGUUUGUUUCUUAUAAAUAAAAGUGUUUCUGAACUGAA